AAGAAUUGUUGGAAUCGGAGCACAUAUGAAGAAGUUACGAAGAAAUGUUUGAUGGAUUUGUUACAACUCAUUGGAAGUCCUUGUCAACUGCUAUACCAAAGUCCUUCCCUUUCUACCCCACCUUCCAACUGUGCUUCAAUGCCUUUUCCAUCAUGUCUCUGAACUUGAGGACUCUGGUGGAGGUGAUACUUCAGUCCAAGGAGGCAGCUCAAUCCAAGAUUCUGGCAUUGCAACGCAAAGGGGAGCGCGUACAAGCCAGGGGUCACUGCUUAAGGAGGUGCUGAAGAACUUCACCAUUGAGAAGUUUUC
Closterium sp. NIES-67 is the source of this 309-nucleotide messenger RNA. The record is from the annotation of a GenBank genome assembly. NCBI's taxonomy places the organism in Eukaryota, Viridiplantae, Streptophyta, Zygnematophyceae, Desmidiales, Closteriaceae.